Messenger RNA from Quercus lobata, 501 nucleotides. Its product is annotated as putative receptor like protein 25. NCBI's taxonomy places the organism in Eukaryota, Viridiplantae, Streptophyta, Magnoliopsida, Fagales, Fagaceae. The record is from RefSeq and is a predicted model, not a curated record. The transcript has a single exon. Gene Ontology annotation, molecular function: protein binding. The coding region runs from base 1 to 501 and encodes 166 amino acids.
AUGGAGAGCUUUGGUGUAGAUCGUGCAACGCAUAUGCAGGGUCAGAUUUAUAUACGAAACAAUGGCUGGGCCUGGGCAUUCUCGUACACGUAUUCAAUGGAAUUGACAAACAAAGGCAUAAAGAGGGAAUGUUGGAGAAUCCUAGAUUCCUUUGUGGCCAUGGAUCUUUCAGGCAACAAGUUUGAUGGAGAAAUUCCUAAUAUUAUGGGGAAUUUAAAAGCACUUAAUAUGCUCAACCUUUCCAACAAUGUUCUUAGUGGUUCUAUCCCAUCAUCUUUGGCAAACCUCUCAAAUCUUGAAUCCCUGGAUCUUUCUCAAAACAUGCUAUCUGGAGAAAUUCCUCCGCAAUUGGUAGACCUCACCUUCCUUUCAUUCUUGAGUGUCUCACAAUCAUCUUGUGGGACCUAUACCACAAGGGAAACAAUUUUCUACAUUUGGAAUCAAUUCAUUCGAUGGAAAUGUAGGAUUGUGCGGAAGCCCAUUGUCCAAAAAAUGUGCUGA